Messenger RNA from Delphinapterus leucas (beluga whale), 2706 nucleotides. RefSeq names its product low density lipoprotein receptor class A domain containing 4 (gene LDLRAD4). Gene Ontology annotation, molecular function: R-SMAD binding. The record is from RefSeq and is a predicted model, not a curated record. Gene Ontology annotation, cellular component: early endosome membrane; Golgi membrane. NCBI's taxonomy places the organism in Eukaryota, Metazoa, Chordata, Mammalia, Artiodactyla, Monodontidae. Gene Ontology annotation, biological process: negative regulation of transforming growth factor beta receptor signaling pathway.
CAGCCCACCCCGCCCCCGCCCGGCCGCCGCCGGUCCAGCUCGGAGGGGGAUGGGGAGAGCGGAGAGGCCGGCGGACAGCGAGGCAGACGGCGCGGAGGCGGAGGCGGCACCCGCGGCACCGUCUCCCGCUUCCCUGCUCGGCGCAGCGGGCCGGCCGGCCGGCCGGGCCGGGAAUCUCCUGCGAACCGGGGAGGAGCUGCCGCCGCCAGGCCGGCUGAGCGUCCGGGGAGCGUGGAAGGGGGCGGGGAACGCGGGGAGCCGGGGCCGAUCCCGGCCCUUAAAGCGGCCCCCCCGCGCCCCGCGCGCCGGCAGCCUCACUACAGAGCCGCGGCCGCAGCAGUUCAAGCUCUAUAUCUGUAACAUCCAAAGUGCCAUCUCCUGAUUGGACCGUUUUCAGGAACUCGCAUCAGUUUUCAUAACAGCUUAAAAGCAAGGGGAGAGGUGAAGCAUAGAGAGCUGCAGAUCAGACCCUCCUGAACCCCCCGGAGCAAGUGAGACCCCUGGAGAAUGCUGGCUUCCAGGCAGCUGAAGGGGUCCUUCCUCUGAGGUGGGUAGGCCGGUGUCCGUGGGACAGCUUCCUCGCUCCUGGGCCCACCAUGGCCUCCACUCUCUGGCUGGACGGCUGAUGUGACCGGUGCCCCAAGCGUGCACACUGCUGGAGUGGGUGCCGUCCCAGCUACCACCUGCUCUCAGAGGCUGGGAGCAGGGCAGGUUGGUGUCCGAUGCUACCAGAAACCAGACAGGCAGAGCGAUGGCCUCCUGCAAGCUGAGAUGGAGGUGACCUGAGGCCUCCUGGAUGUUCCUGGUGACGGGACAGCUGACAAGUUGGAACACAGGCCUGCCGGGGAGCAGUAUGCAGGAAGCUGGCUUUCAGGCCACAAAUGCUUUCACAGAGUGCAAAUUCACCUGCACCAGCGGGCAAUGCUUGUAUCUUGGUUCACUGGUCUGUAACCAACAGAACGACUGUGGGGACAACAGUGAUGAAGAAAACUGUCUCCUGGUGACUGAACAUCCACCUCCGGGCAUCUUCAGCUCGGAGCUGGAGUUCGCCCAGGUGGUCGUCGUGGUGGUGGUGGUCACGGUGAUGGUCGUGGUUGUCGUCUGCCUGCUGAACCACUACAGAGUCUCCACCCGGUCCUUUAUCCACCACUCGGGGCAGGGCCGGAGGCAGGACCGGCCGCAGCCGGAAGGGCGCCUGUGGCCUUCAGACAGAUCUGGACCUCGGCCCACCUCAGAGAUCAUGUACGCACCGCGGUCCAGGAACGGGGGGACUGCCCCAACCUUUCUCCAGAGGGAUCGGUUCAGCCGCUUCCAGCCCACCUACCCCUAUGUACAGCACGAGAUCGACCUUCCCCCCACCAUCUCCCUGUCGGACGGGGAGGAGCCGCCUCCUUACCAGGGGCCCUGCACCCUGCAGCUCCGGGACCCUGAACAGCAGAUGGAACUCAACCGAGAGUCUGUGAGGGCCCCACCCAACCGAACCAUAUUUGACAGCGAUUUGAUAGACGUGUCCGUCUACAGCAGGGGCCCACGCCCACCCAGCAGCAAUUCAGGCAUAAGUGCCAGCACCUGCAGCAGUAACAGGAGGAUGGAGGGGCCACCCCCGGCCUACAGCGAGGUGAUGGGCCACUGCCUGGGUGCCACUCUCUUCCACCCCCAGCACAGCACGCACAGGGGGAGCAGACUGCCACUCCAGCGGGACGGCCUGGGGGGCACCGAGCUGCCCGUCCAGGGCAAGGACAGGAAGCCCGGGAACCUCAUCUGACCUGCGUGCAUACCUGACUUAAGAAAGGAGGAGGGAGGCAGUGGCACUGCCCCUCCGUCCCCAGCACAAGUUCAGUAAAACAGUGAUUCCUUCCACAGGGGCUGCACGCAGGCUGAAAUAGUACAAACCUCCUCCAGUCUGGCUGCAAACGGUGUUCAUCUGGGGCAGUGAUUGAUAGGAAAGGGCAGGUUUUGGCAAAGGGUGGGCAUGAGAACACAGAGGGGUGCUUUGAAGACAUUAUGAAAUAAAACCCACAGAGGCAUCUGACUUGACUAUGAAAGCAGACGCAGCAGGGGAAGAGGCCAGAAUGGCCUGUUUUACAAUUAACUGAAUACAGAGGAAAACGUUAUUAUACAUUAUGGGGAAGAAUCGCCAGUUUGCUUCCCACCCCCAAACUGUGGAACUUUUGUUUUAAAAAUAUGAUUCUAAAUUCCUGUUUUGUGUGCCAAGGUAUAAAGUGGAGAAGUCAGAUGAAUGCAAGGGGUUAAUCAGUGUUGUGAUGCUGUGUUUUAAAAGUUGCACUACAUGUUUAAGAUAAUGAGGAAGCUUUACUCAAAGUUCUGUAUGUUGUCUUUUCACCUGUGGAUUAUAAUUAGGCCCCAUAAUCAUCUCCCCCAUAAUCAUGCAGGAAAGGGUGUUAGGGGAGGUAGCCUAACGUACACCACUUACUUACAUUCACCAAGAAAGUCACCACACAGCAGUGAAUGCGUCACUGAGGCACCUGGAGACUCUGGAUGGAGCAGAGGAAACUCCUGCAUCCCUGGUGUGUUGAGUCCCUCCAGCCUCAGGCUGCGUGUUUUACACCUGCAUUUACACACCACGCAGUGCUGCCCUGGCCCUCCAGCAGUGCAGUUUCUGUGGUAAUUUAGAUUUUUUUCACUGUAGCAUGAAAUAUACUCAGAUAAUACACUAUUUUAUGCAAUAAAUUGUUUAAAGUGCAA